This is a messenger RNA of Salvia hispanica, 885 nucleotides long. RefSeq lists its product as uncharacterized. The record is from RefSeq and is a predicted model, not a curated record. NCBI's taxonomy places the organism in Eukaryota, Viridiplantae, Streptophyta, Magnoliopsida, Lamiales, Lamiaceae.
AUUUUUAUUAAUAAUUAAUUAAUUAAUCCAUCUUUUCAUGCAUAUUCUUGCUAUGGAUACGCCUUUUAUUCUCCCUACAUAAACAUGCCUGCUUACCAGAAUUUAAACAUCGAAUACUUGCUUAAUUCCCUCUCUCUUAUUGAUUAUUUUGCCUUUUUGGUGUGUUUCAUCUCCACAAAUGACUUCUAAAGGGUUCAUUUUCAUGCUAGCUUUUGUGCUUUUGGUUACAAGAAUGGUCUCGUCCGCAGGAGACGUCAAAAAUAUUGAAACCGAGAACAACGAUCAUGGCCACCACCAUCACCACCACGAGCAUGCCAAAGCACCAGCGCCUGCCCCCGUCUACACUCCACUACAUGCACCAGCUAAGGCCCCCAUCCACCACCGACACCAUGAGCAUGCCAUAGCACCGGCUCACGCCCCUUCCCACCACCACCACAGGCAUGCCAUAACACCUGCUCAUGCCCCCCUCCCCCACCACGAGCAUGUCCCUGUCCACGCACCAGCUAAAUCCCCUGCUCACUCACACAAGGCACCUGCCUCUGCACCAAUUCCUCCACCCCAUGGUUGUGUGGCACAAUGUGCAUCAUACUGCAAGCCGAUUAGCCCGAAAAGGCCCUGCAUGAGGAAAUGUACCAUGUGCUGUGCCAAGUGCAAAUGUGUGCCUGGUUCCACAAAGUGCCACAACUGGAACAGUGUCGAAAUCCAUGGCCAUCUCGUCAAGUGCCCUUGAAACCCGACACUCUUUUAUUGAUCUUUUCCUACUUCGUUGUCAUCUUCCUUGUCUUAUCUCUUAUUUGCCCGUGUCAGUUCAUCAGUGUACCAACCACAAAAAUUAACCUUGUUUUUUUUUGUUAUGAGCUAAGUUUUCUAUAUUGUUAUAUGGCA